Molecule: messenger RNA, 138 nt
Organism: Cavenderia fasciculata
Lineage: Eukaryota; Evosea; Eumycetozoa; Acytosteliales; Cavenderiaceae
Exons: 3
Coding region: 1-138 (45 amino acids)
Source: RefSeq, a predicted model, not a curated record
AUGGAUAUACAAUAUAGAAGAAGAAGAAGAAGAAGAAGAAGUAGUGGUCGUAGUCGCGUUUGUCGUAAGAGUGAUUUAAAAAUCAAAGUUCAGUUCAGCUCAGUUUGCGAUCAAGACAAGAAGGAGAAAGAGGAAUAA